This is a messenger RNA of Trypanosoma rangeli, 1407 nucleotides long. RefSeq names its product putative nucleoside transporter 1. Lineage: Eukaryota; Euglenozoa; Kinetoplastea; Trypanosomatida; Trypanosomatidae. The transcript has a single exon. Gene Ontology annotation, cellular component: plasma membrane. Gene Ontology annotation, biological process: nucleoside transmembrane transport. Gene Ontology annotation, molecular function: nucleoside transmembrane transporter activity. The record is from RefSeq and is a predicted model, not a curated record. The coding region runs from base 1 to 1407 and encodes 468 amino acids.
AUGGCGGUACUUGGCUUUAACUCAUGUUCUGAGGUCAUCGUCUACCUCACCUUCCUGUUCUUUGGGGUGUCGAUUAUGAUGGUUUCCAACGCCAUCACGGCAGCCCCGCCUUUCAUCAUGGAAUUCUACAAGUAUGCCAAGGGUGACAAGGACACUAAGGCCGACGAUCCGCUUUUCUGGGCCAAUGUGCUGACGUACUACUACGUAGCCGUGUUCGGGAUGCAGGUCGUGUGCGAGGUAUUCAUGCUGACGCCCCUGGGCCGGAGUAUUCCUCUACGUCCCCGUCUUAUCGUUGGUCUUAUCAUUCCGAUUGCAGAGAUGCUCACGCUGGUUCUUGUUCCGCUUGGGCACACAGGGGAGGCUGGCGCCAAGGCCACCAUUAUGGUCGUUGCUAUUGUUAGUGGCAUCUCGAAGACACUCUGCGACUCCAGCACAGGUGCCCUCGCGGGUCCGUUCCCGACAAAGUUUUACGGUUCGGUCGUUUUGGGGCUCGGUUUUUCAGGUAUCAUCUCAUCCGCAAUGGCGAUGACUAUCAAGGGAUCCAUGGCGGAUGACUUCGAAAGUGUGCAGACGCAGUCCCGCAUCUACAUUGGUGUCUCGAUAGGAAUUCAGGUCGUCUCCUGUCUCCUGCUGGUGGUGAUGCCGCGCAACCCUUUUGCCCGUAAGUACACGGCAGAGUUCAGGUACAUGCAUGACCGCCAAGAAGGACAUGCCCACACGGACGACAACGAGAUCUCCAUGAGCAACGUGAAAGAACAGGAGGUGUCGCCGGUUCCCAAUGAACAUACGAUUCCGUUUUCCGGCGCUGAGCACAACAUGGAUGUGAUGCACGUUGUGGGCGAUGCGGACAACGUUUGGGACAUUGACCAGGUGGACAACAUCACCUCGACACAACAAAUGCUGAACGCACAGAUAAUAGUCGUGUUUAAGUGCAUUUGGCCAAUGCUGCUCUCCUGCUUUGUGGUGUUCGGUACCACCCUUCUCCUCUUCCCAGGUGUGUUUUUCGCUGCGGGCAGUCCGAAAGGUUGGUACACGACGAUCAUUAUCGCCAUGUUCAACCUUGGUGACUUUUUAUCGCGUUGCAUUUUGUUGUUCAAACGUCUGCAUCCCUCGCCGCGCGUUGUGUUGGCUGGGUCGUUCCUGCGUCUUCUCGUCAUCCCGUUGCUGGUGCUGUGUGUGCGCAAGAUCAUCCCUGGUGAGGUCCUCCCCCACAUUCUGUGCCUGAUUUGGGGCCUGACGAACGGCUACUACGGUGGCAUGGCAAUGAUCCACUGCACCCGCACGCCGUCGCUGGUGAUGGCUGGUCAGCGCUCCAUUGCCAGCAUCAUGGCACUUUUGGCACUUCUGUUGGGUCUGUUUGUGGGAUCUUCCCUGGCCAUGGGGGUGCUCAGGUGGCUGCCGCAAUAG